Messenger RNA from Rotaria sordida, 1569 nucleotides. Lineage: Eukaryota; Metazoa; Rotifera; Eurotatoria; Philodinida; Philodinidae. The record is from the annotation of a GenBank genome assembly.
AUGAUUCAAAUAUGUAAAGAAUAUUAUCGUGGAAAUACAAAAGAAAUAAAAUUAAUAUAUGAAUUUGAACAAAAUUAUCAAUCACAAGAUGCUAUUCUUUGGUAUUCAAAACAAUCAUUUAUUUAUAAAUUAAUUAAUAAAGUAUUAAGAACAGAAGAUAUUGAUUUAUUAUAUACAUUUCGAUUUUUUAUUGGUGAUCUUUCAGAAAAUCUUCAACGCGAAUAUGAAAAGAUUUUAUUAUCAAAAGAAAAAAUUUUAAAUGUUUAUAGAGGACUAAAACUUGACAAAGAAGAGUUUAAUAAAUUAAAAGAAAAUCAAGGAAAACUUAUUUCAACAAAUGGAUAUUUAUCAACUAGUCGACUAAAAUCAUUAGCAUUAAAUUUUGCAUUAAAACCAACAAAAAGAACUGAUGUCAUUUCUGUUCUUUUUCAUAUUCAAUGUAAUAUUGAAUUAAUUGAUAAAAAUAUAAUUUUUGCUGAUAUUAAUCAAUUUAGUGAAUAUCCAGAUGAACAAGAAAUUUUAUUUGAUUUAAAUGCUUGUUUUGAAAUUGAAUCUAUUGAAGAAAAUAAAUCAUUACAAAUAAUUAAAAUGACUGUUUCGAAUGAAGGACAAAAAAUUACUAAAGUUUUUAUUGAAUUAACAGAAAAAGAAACAGAAGAACAAAGUGUUUCAAUUGUCUUUGGAAGAUUAUUAUGUAAUUUAGGUGAAUAUGAUAAAUCACAAAAAUAUUUUCAACAAUUAUUAAAUGAUUCAAAUGAUGAAGAUCAAGCUUGGAUUGAAUGUAAUAUUGGUCGAGUUCUUCAUUUGAAAGGUGAAUGGCAGGAAGCUCGAGAAUACUACGAUAGUGCAUAUGAUCGAAUGAUGAAAAAUAAGCCAGCACGAAUUAAAGAUUCCGCUGGUGUUCUCAACAACAUUGGCAUCAUUCUCGAUGAUCAAGGCAAAUACGAUGAAGCUCUUGAUUAUCAUCAAAGAGCAUUGAAAAUUCGAGAGAAAUUUCAUCCAUCUGAUCAUAUCAGCAUUGCUGCAAGCCUCAACAAUAUUGGUGCUAAUCUCUAUGAUCAAGGAAAGUACGAUGAAGCUCUCGAUUAUCACCAACAAGCAUUAAAAAUUAAAGAGAAAUUUUAUCCAUCUGACCAUAUCAGCAUUGCUGAUAGCCUCAACAAUAUUGGCAAUAUUCUUUUAGAUCAAGGAAAGUAUGAUGAAGCUUUCGAUUAUCAUGAACGAGCAUUGAAAAUUCGAGAGAAAUUUUAUCCAUCUGGUCAUGUCAACAUUGCUGCAAGCCUUGGAAGCAUUGGUGUUAUUCUCCAUAAUCAAGGAAAGUAUGAUGCAGCCCUUGACUAUCAUAAAAGAGCAUUGAAAAUGAGAGAGAUAUUUUAUCCAUCUGGUCAUGUCGAUAUUGCCACCAAUUUGAAUAAUAUGGGCCUUUGUUAUGAAUAUCAGAAGAAGCAAAAGAUGGCACUUGACUAUUAUCAACAUGCUUUGACUAUGUAUGAAAGGUUUCUUCCUGUUGAUCAUCCAAGUCGACAGAGAACUGAGAGGAAUAUUCGUCGACUUUAUGGAAAAACCUAA